Messenger RNA from Rhizoctonia solani, 1377 nucleotides. RefSeq lists its product as uncharacterized. NCBI's taxonomy places the organism in Eukaryota, Fungi, Basidiomycota, Agaricomycetes, Cantharellales, Ceratobasidiaceae. The record is from RefSeq and is a predicted model, not a curated record. Bases 1 to 1377 code for a protein of 458 amino acids. The transcript has 5 exons.
AUGCAGGCCGAGAUCGACGCUCUCAAGGAGGACAUGGAUGGGCUGGUAUACAAGCGGGACGCCUAUCAAGCCGAAUCGAACGAGGUCAGAGCCGAACUUGUCAAGUUUAGUAAGGAGUGCUCUGAGGCAGGCAAGGUCCAGGAGGAGAUGAAACGCAUGGAGAAGGAUAUGGCCAUACUAGCUGAUCGAGCCCAACACGCGGAAGAAAAGUACAUCUCCACACAAAAUGAGUUGCGAACCACUCAGUCCCAACUAGUCGAACAGCAAGACCAAAUCAAGCUCCUUGAGAAAAUAGAUCGUACCGAGAAGCAGAUACAGGGUUCAGAAGCUCGCUGCGUUCGUGCUGAAAAUGACCGAGCCGAACUUGAGGACGAGAUGGAGCGCAUGUGGAUUGAGCUCGAGGACGCCAGGCAUGAAAGAGGUUCACUUGAACAAAAAUGCGAUUCUCUGGCACAUGUGCUUAGUUCUGAGCCAGCUGCCCGCUCUUCAGUGGCCAAAGAGCACCAGCGAGUCGUCGCGCGACUCGAAGACCUUGAUCGCGAACACCAGUCGUCCUUGGACACUAUCUGUCGCCUGGAACGGAUUGUACAAGCCCGUAAUACAGAACUCGCCCAGACCGAGGAAUCCAUUCGUACUCAAGCAUUAGAAGCCGAGCAACUUCGAUCUCAUAGGCGCGAGUUGGAGCGCAUCAAAGUCCAGCGUGACAACGCACUCCAAGCCGAGUCCCAGUUGCGAAAACAAUUGGAGGAUGCUCACAAAUUACGUUCUGAAAGUACCGAGCUUUCACAACUGCAGGAACGAGUGAAGCACUUGGUCGAUGAGAUCACUCGCACGCAACGACGCGUGAACGAACUAAUGACGGAGAGACUCAACGUGGCCCUUCAAUCGAAACAACAAGAGCUCGAACUGAUUAAACGUAAGCUGGGCGUUCGAGGAACUGCAGGAACAACCCCUGCCCCAUCGAGAAUGAACAAAGGAUCCUAUUCUCGUCGCGAAUCGACAGCCUCGUCCGCCGAGCUCGAAACUCCACUACCACGUGCAAUGACCAGGAAGGAUUACCCAGAUUUUGCACCCUCUGAAUCUACGGCGACGGCGUCUUUCUAUUCUGUUGCCGCUACCCCACUUCAGACGAGCUCUCGUACAAACAUCUAUGGAGCGACCGCAGAGGUCACUAUCACCAAUCCGGACACUGUCAAACCUGGCAGGCGUAUUUCUGAUUCCAUCCCCCCUCGAUCAUCUCUGCGGACUAUGUCCGCGACCCGUCGACCCUCUGUUUCUGCUUCAUCCCUCCGUGGAGUACACUUUGCCACUUCUGAGACUAGUCGGUUUGAAGCGGACGAUUCUGACGCGACAAUUCAACAGAUACUAGCAAUUUGA